UGGCAGUUCUUACGGCAGAAGGGAAUGUAGGCGUGUCUUGUAGAGCUGUAGAGCGUAGUAGACCUAGUAGCCGUAGUAGGCUAACGUAACAUUAUUGUUGAAGUUCAGAUCGGUUAGAUGGUUUAGAUCGUUUAGAUAGCUGGGCUAGUGUUGUACGCGUUGUGCGUGUAUGUUACAACAGUUAAUGAAAAUGGAGAUGCUGGAAUAGAACGCGAGGCAGAUGUUUCUAAUUGUGAUCUAUAAACCUGUUAUAACAACGGGAUUGAAUUUGUUGGAAAGGGUGCUUAGGAAUUGUUAACCACGUGCAUGUUAUCGAUAUAUAGCAUGAUUGUCAUUUCAAGGAGAACACGAAACUCCGUGCUUGUCUAUAGUAAACUGAAAUUGCUGAUCACAGCCUCAGUUAGUACUUGGUCACCAUUAGCAACAGCAUUUAAUACCAGACCUGGGCGGAAGCUUAAUCUGAGUCUAAUUAAGGAUGACGCUGGAUUGUUCGGCGUUCCAGAAUUACGGAGUCAUGACGGUUUUUAUGCCAUGAGAGAGCGAACGGUAUGGGAAACAGAAAAAUUGAUCUCUGAAGCAUGCGGUCCCGACAGGACCCGCAAGAUGGUAGAAAUAUUUGAUGAACUGUCAGACACACUGUGUAAAGUUGCAGAUUUAGCUGAAUUUGUCAGGAUCGCCCACCCACAAGCUGCACAUUCCCAGGCUGCUGAAGAUGCUUGUGUCAGUAUUAGUGGAAUAGUUGAAAGACUGAACACCCACCAAGAGCUGUACUGUGCACUUCGUGCCAUUGUGGAUGGAGGGGACAAAUUUCCUAUGUCCUCUUUAGAUCAACAUGUUGCACAACUCUUCCUAUUUGACUUCGAACAGUCUGGCAUCCACCUGCCAGAGACAGAGAGAAAGCGAGUUGUGGCACUCAAUGAUUCAAUCCUGCAAGUGGGACAGAGGUUCAUAGCAGGUGCUGUUUCUCCACGCGCUAUCCCAAGGGACUCACUUCCACAAAACUUACGUCAGUUUUUUUCAGUUGAUGGUGACCAAGUACUGGUGACUGGUUUGUAUGCAGACUCUCCCAAUGCAAUGGUGCGUGAAGCAGCAUAUCGUAUCUACCUGCACCCAGACAAACAUCAAGAGUAUCUGCUUAGUGAGAUGCUUAGUUCUCGCCACGAACUUGCUCAGCUUUGUGGCUUUCCAACAUUCAGUCACAGGGCUCUGAAGGCAAGCACAGCAGAGACUCCUGACACAGUAAACCAGUUCCUUGAUAUCAUGACCCAGAGACUCCACAAGAGGGCAGCAGUUGAUUUUGAUGUUAUGAAAAAGCUGAAGGCUGCUACAAACACAGGAUCCACUGAAGAGGAUUUGGCCCCCUGGGAUACACCAUACUACACACACAAAGUGAAAAGAGAUUGGUUGCAGGUUGGCAGUACUGAAUUCUCCCCAUACUUCUCACUUGGGACUUGUAUGGAGGGUCUCAACAUUCUCACAAACAGCUUGUACAAUAUAAGUCUCAUCAGUGAUGAACUGGCACCUGGGGAAGUCUGGGCUCCUGAUGUUUACAAACUUGCUGUUUUUCAUGAAAGAGAGGGACUUCUAGGACAUAUUUAUUGCGACUUCUAUGAGCGCCCAGGAAAACCCAACCAAGACUGCCACUUCACAAUUCGUGGUGGAAAGGAACUACCAGAUGGAUCAUAUCAGAAUCCUGUGGUGGUCCUGAUGUUGAAUCUGCCAACACCAUGCUGGUCAAAUCCAAGCCUCUUGACCCCUAGCAUGGUAGACAAUCUGUUCCAUGAGAUGGGACAUGCUAUGCAUUCCAUGUUGGCACGAACACGCUACCAACAUGUCACAGGGACCAGAUGUAGCACAGAUUUUGCAGAAGUGCCAUCAGUAUUGAUGGAAUAUUUUGCUGCUGAUCCCAGAGUAGUACGUACGUUUGCCAAGCACUUUCAGACACAGGAAUGUAUGCCAGAAGAGAUGCUGGUGCGGCUCUGUGCCUCCAAACAUCUGUUCGCUGCUUCAGAAAUGCAAGUACAGGUCUUCUACUCUGCUCUUGACCAACGGUAUCAUGGCUCACAUCCUCUUGAAGGAUCCACAACUAGUGUGUUGGCUGAACUUCAGAAGCAAUACUAUGGCAUACCAUAUGUUCCAAACACAGCAUGGCAGUUGAGGUUUUCACACUUGGUAGGGUAUGGAGCAAAAUACUAUGCAUACCUUUUGUCACGUGCUGUGGCAGCAUGGAUAUGGCAAACAUAUUUUGAAGCUGAUCCUCUGAAUUCAUUUUCUGGAGAACGAUAUCGUCAGGAAUGCUUGGCACAUGGUGGAGGCAAGCCAGCACGUGAGCUUGUAGCUGAUUUCCUGGGAAGAGAAGUCACUCCUGAAAAUCUUGCAAACAGCUUAAUAAAUGAAAUUGACAGUAAAAAUGAGCAUAUUAAUAGAAUUCGGCAGUAAUGUUUUGUUAUGAGAUAUGUAUGAGCUGCAGGCCAAUAAACAUCAUGAUAUAUGAGUAGAAAAUGAGAGUGUACUGGAUAAUGUGCUUUAGUAUCCAGUUAAUUUGUUAAAAUAUCUUCUACAUUUGCGUACUUUGUACAUAAUAUAUAUAUAUAUCACAAAUAUUAUAUACUCUGUUAUGUUGAAACAAAGGGGGCUGGUAGCCCAGAUGGGCAGAUCCAAAAUGAAUGGGAGAUUGGGGAAUAUCCUUGUAGAUGUGAUAUGAUAUUAAAGGCCAAAAGCCCUUCUGGGAAAUAGGGGCUAUAUUUGACUGAUU
This is a messenger RNA of Cryptotermes secundus, 2755 nucleotides long. Its product is annotated as mitochondrial intermediate peptidase. The transcript is spliced from 11 exons. Gene Ontology annotation, cellular component: mitochondrion. Gene Ontology annotation, biological process: peptide metabolic process. NCBI's taxonomy places the organism in Eukaryota, Metazoa, Arthropoda, Insecta, Blattodea, Kalotermitidae. Bases 307 to 2439 code for a protein of 710 amino acids. The record is from RefSeq and is a predicted model, not a curated record. Gene Ontology annotation, molecular function: metalloendopeptidase activity.